Messenger RNA from Iphiclides podalirius (scarce swallowtail), 3126 nucleotides. The record is from the annotation of a GenBank genome assembly. Lineage: Eukaryota; Metazoa; Arthropoda; Insecta; Lepidoptera; Papilionidae.
AUGGAAAUGUCUGAACUUCUAUGGGAAAAAAGCCGCAAAAAGUCGCAAAGGGCAGGAUCGGAAUUGUAUGAAGAAGGUGCCUCGGAAAAAUUAAAGUUGGCGGCACACUGCGAGCUCGCAUGCACGCCGACAGCGCGCACGAACGAGCCUUCUUCGCGGCUCCUCCCACCAAUUGUCUCAGAGGGCGACAUCGCUAUAUUUAAUAUUAGCUCCGUACCAAAUAAAUCCCUGAAAUCGCCACUAGUGGAAAAACUGUGGUCGCCUUACCACAAAGACUGUUUCAAGCGGGAUUCAGCUUACAUGGAUUGGUCAGGGGCAAAGUCUAAAAGAGUUCCAGGACAAAGUAAAAACUACAAGCUGAGUAAAUCGCAGAGUUCUUUGUUCCCUUCGGCUAAAGCAAGACGCGCCAAAAAUGGUGAAGUAUUGGAAAUAGUGGACUACCUUGACAGGAACAGAGACGUCUUGGAGUCGUAUGUCUUGAACAGUAUACCCCUCAAUGAGUUGGAGGAGUGGUUACUUAAGAAAAUGACACGGAAUAUAGUCAACAAUCCAUCAAGUGAUAGCCAAAUGCUGUUAAGACAUGGCAGUAAAGGCAAGCAAUCCAGAAAGCAAAUGUUUAUGGAUUUGGUGAACAGUUUGCAAGAAGAUACUGAUGAGCAUUCAAUACUGUGGAAACUCGUAAGCUGCAUAAGUUCUUCAAUUGGCGUGGAUGCGUACAGAGUAUAUAAAAUAUUUCCGGACCACUCAAAUUUUGUGCAAUAUUUUGGUACGGAUACUACUAAGGAAAUAUUGAAUCCGACACGUCUGAUUCGAGCGAGCCCACAGCAAGUUGUUUUGGUGCUUGAGGCGGCCAAAAAAGCAGUACCAUGGUGUAUAUCAAGGGCUGACCAUCCUGUAACUUUUCCCGAGACACCGCACGCAUUGUUAAAGUUAUUUGGGACCGACAGCGAGAAAAAUGCGAAUUACAUACUUUACCAACCGAUUCUAACGGCAGCGGGUAAAACGGCGUAUGUCAUAGAAAUGUGGCGUGUGGAAACUCCUUUCACAGACAAAGACGAAGACAUGAGUUCCAGCUUUCUUGUGUGGGGAAGUUUAGCUUUGCAUUAUUGCAGUCUGUAUCUCGACAAGAAAAGAGAGAGGAGCAUGUCGGAUUUUCUUUUGGAUGUCGUAAAAGCAAUUUUUGAGGAAAUGGUUUCUCUAGAUCAACUCAUCAAGAGAAUUCUGGAAUUCGCUCAAAGGCUGGUUAACGCAGACAGAGCAUCCCUAUUUCUUGUCGACUAUAGAAACUAUGAGCUAGUGUCCACGGUAUUCGAUCUAAAAUUUGAACCCGGUCUCGGUCAUGACAUGGAGAAAAAGGAGAUCAGAAUGCCUAUUAAUCGAGGUAUAGCUGGUCACGUCGCGUUGUCGGGGGAGACUAUGAAUAUUCCCGACGCCUACUCGGACUUUAGAUUUAACAGAGAAGUUGACGAGGCUACUGGAUAUAAAACAAUAAGCAUAUUGUGCAUGCCGAUCAAAGUACAAGGCAAAGUGAUUGGGGUAGUUCAGAUGGUGAAUAAACGCAACCACGACAAUUUCGAUCACGAGGACGAAGUGGCCUUCGAGAUAUUCUCUACGUUCUUCGGACUGGCGCUCCAUCACGCACGCCUAUACGAUCGGAUAAUGCGCAAGGAACAAAAGUACAGAGUGGCCCUAGAAGUCCUGAGCUACCACAACACAUGCAGGGAGAAUGAAGUGCAGGCCAUUGUUAGCGAUAAACAGCAGUUGGAAGCAAACGUCAACGACUUCUAUUUGGACCCUUAUCGCUUUACUGAAUUCGAAAAAUGCAAAGCUGCGAUCACAAUGUUUGACGACCUCUUUGAUCUGACUAAUUUCGAUCGGAUGACGGUCACCCGAUUCGUUUUAACAGUGAAGAAAAAUUAUAGGCGGGUUCCUUACCACAACUUUGAUCACGGCUGGUGCGUCGCCCACGCCAUGUAUGUUAUGUUGAAGAACGACGAUAAUAAACGGUUCGACUAUAAAAUGAGAUUAGCCAUGUUUGUGGCAUGCCUUUGCCAUGAUUUGGACCACCGAGGGUACACUAAUAAAUACAUGAGCGAAACUGCCUCACCUUUGGCUGCAAUGUACACAACGUCUACUUUGGAACACCACCAUUUCAAUAUAACUGUUACUAUACUGCAACAGGAUGGACACAAUAUCUUUUCUCAUUUAACUAGUUCUGAGUAUAAAGAAAUUUUGGGUUUUAUAAGACAAUGCAUAUUGGCGACGGACUUGGCUGCGUUCUUUCCGAAUUUGGAGAAAUUAAAAGAGGUCCAUGAGGGAGAUCCAAGACACUACAGUUUCAACUGGAACGUUCCCAGUCACCGAGAUUUAGCCAUGGCUAUCUCUAUGACUGCCGCCGAUCUAUCCGCAUCUGCUAAACCUUGGAGUAUUCAAAUAAAGACAGUAAAGGUAAUUUUUGAAGAGUUUUACGACCAAGGAGACAAAGAAAGGGCCGCAGGCAGAACUCCCAUACCUAUGAUGGAUCGUAACAAGCCUGAUGAGCAACCAGCCAGCCAGGUGGGAUUUCUUAGUCAAAUUUGUGUACCGUGCUAUAAAAUGCUGUACAGAAUUUUACCGAAUACCAAGCCUAUGUACAUUAUGGCUUUGAGGAAUCUUAAUAAGUGGAAAACUAAGGCCGACCAUAUUUUAAAAAAAAUAGCAAAAGAACUAGAACAUGACAUGAACUGCUUGGAUGUCAAAGAUGACGUUACAGAAUUCGAUAGGGAAGACGUCAAUGUGAACGAUACAAUAAAUGAAGGUCUUAAAGAAGACCCAAAGGAAGGUGCCUCAUUACAUCACCGUGAAGACAGUGAUUAUAAUGAAUUAAACAUAAAUCAAGACCAAAGAAACGAAGAGAGAAAAAUAGAAGAGAUAAGUAAUUGUAUUGAAGCAGCGUGGAAAAAUAUAAAAUUGGAAGGUAACUGGAAUUCUUGGGAAGAAGCGGAUGAAGGUGAUAUAGUAGAAGAAGCAAACUGUAGCGGGAUUUGGAAAGAUAUUGAUGGAGCGUGGGUCGAUGAAGAAGGAGUUCUAGUGAAACCAAGGAGAGCUAUAAAAAUAAGAACAAAAAGUAACAACGGGGAUGUUGAU